This is a messenger RNA of Clonostachys solani, 528 nucleotides long. The record is from the annotation of a GenBank genome assembly. NCBI's taxonomy places the organism in Eukaryota, Fungi, Ascomycota, Sordariomycetes, Hypocreales, Bionectriaceae.
AUGGCUUCGACGACGAACACCGUGAUGCGCGCCGCCAGGCCGCUGUUCCGCCAGCAGGCCCCCUUCUUCACCCGCAAUGCCGCCCUCCGCCAGCGCAUCUCUGCCCCUCGCUUCGGCCAGGGCAAGAGGUGGCAGAGCACCGCCGAGGCCGCACAGCAGCAGCAGAGCUGGUUCAAGAAGAUGUGGGAGAGCGAGAUUGGCUUCAAGACUGUCCACUUUUGGUACUGGGCUAUUGUCAUCGCUGGUAUCGCCGACUUCGCCCGUCCCGCCGAGAAGCUCUCUUUCACCCAGAACUUCGCUCUGACCUGCACCGGUCUUAUCUGGACCCGUUGGUGCUUGAUCAUCAAGCCCCGAAACGUCCUCCUCGCUACCGUCAACUUCUUCCUCGCCAUUGUCGGUAUCAUCCAGGUCACCCGUAUCGCCCUCCACAACUCGUCCACCAAGGACGGCGCCGCUGCCGUGGCCGAGGAGGUCAAGUCGGACGUCAAGGAGGGUGUCGAGGCUGCCAAGGAUGCCGUCAAGGCUUAG